AUGUGGUUUCUAAAACGAGGCUGGCGGCUACAGUUAUUACAGUUCAUCGCUGUACUGGGAUCACUAUGGAUGCUUUCCCUACUUAUUCCACUGAAAACAGGUAGACGUCCUGCCUACAUCCUCAGGUAUCAAUGGCUAGAGUACACCAAUAAUGAUGAGAGCCCAGAGAAAGUUUGCAACUGCUCAGCGAUCCUGCAGGGAGAGAAGGAGGCAUUGCUGAAAGCAAAAUUACUGACCAUCACCAAAGACUUCCAGAAGAUUAUUCAGAUCCCUGAUGAGUAUUAUAUUAAUGCAACCCAAAACUGCAGGAAAUUCCAAACAAGCAGGAAAUACAUAACAUUCCCGUUAAGCAAGGAAGAAGAGGAGUUUCCUCUGGCUUACUCAAUGGUUGUACAUCACAAGGUGCAGAACUUUGAGCGACUACUGCGAGCUAUCUACGCACCUCAAAAUAUUUAUUGUGUCCAUGUGGACAAAAAAGCACAGGCCUCAGUCUAUGCUGCCAUCAAGGCCAUUACUUCCUGUUUCCCAAAUGUGUUCAUGGUCAGCAAGACUGUGAAUGUGGUCUACGCUGGCUGGACACGUGUACAGGCUGAUCUUAACUGCAUGGCUGAUCUCUAUAACACCAGUACGACAUGGAAAUACUUCAUCAACCUCUGUGGUCAGGAUUUCCCUCUAAAAACUAACUUGGAAAUUGUGCAAGCUUUGCGUUCACUAAAAGGAGGUAACAGUUUGGAGUCUGAGGAAAUGCCUCAAGGAAAGAAGAAGAGGGUGAUGAAUGCUUACCAAGUAGUUGAUGGAAAUGUCCAGCGAACAGGAAAAACAAAGGAUCCAGCUCCCUUCAAUCUGCCCAUACUAUCAGGAAAUGCCUACAUUGUGGUCAACCGAGGUUACGUUCGCAGUGUGUUGGAAGACAAGCGAAUACAGGCCCUCAUUGAGUGGGCCAAAGACACCUACAGUCCUGAUGAGUUUCUGUGGGCAACAAUACAACGAAUACCUGGUGUUCCUGGCUCAAAAUGGCCCAACCGUAAAUUUGACAUGACAGACAUCAAUGCCAUUGCACGGAUGGUGAAGUGGCAUUGGCACGAGGGGUCAGAGGAUUCUCUGCAAGCAGCAUACCCAGAAUGUAAAGGUCAUCAUGUCAGAUCAAUAUGUGUGUAUGGUGCUGGAGACCUGCAGUGGUUGAUUGAACAGCAUCACCUUUUUGCCAAUAAGUUUGAUGCAGACAGAGAUCCCAUUGCUAUCUACUGCUUGGAGAAAUAUCUGAGACACAAGGCACUGAUAGAGUUAGUUUAG
This is a messenger RNA of Pelmatolapia mariae (spotted tilapia), 1293 nucleotides long. RefSeq names its product beta-1,3-galactosyl-O-glycosyl-glycoprotein beta-1,6-N-acetylglucosaminyltransferase-like. The transcript is spliced from 4 exons. Gene Ontology annotation, molecular function: beta-1,3-galactosyl-O-glycosyl-glycoprotein beta-1,6-N-acetylglucosaminyltransferase activity. Gene Ontology annotation, cellular component: membrane. The record is from RefSeq and is a predicted model, not a curated record. The coding region runs from base 1 to 1293 and encodes 430 amino acids. Lineage: Eukaryota; Metazoa; Chordata; Actinopteri; Cichliformes; Cichlidae.